Molecule: messenger RNA, 1544 nt
Organism: Polistes dominula (European paper wasp)
Lineage: Eukaryota; Metazoa; Arthropoda; Insecta; Hymenoptera; Vespidae
Product: zwei Ig domain protein zig-8
Biological process (GO): synapse organization
Cellular component (GO): neuron projection membrane
Source: RefSeq, a predicted model, not a curated record
UCUGCUCCGCGAUACGCGACUUUCGAAGUUCGUGUUUCGAAUUAACAAAAUAUAUCUAACGAUUUUUCUUCGUACUAUAAUUCUAUGAAGAUCGUUGGACGUUACCUUUUCAGGACGGACAAGUACGACAAUUUGCGAUCGUUUUGAAAACGAUCCCCCCAGUGGUGUCACGUCAGCGAAUAUCAAGAUUCCGCGUUGAACAUCGAAAGCUUCGGGGGAUGCGAAAACCGGUGGACGAUGUCGACAGGACCAACCUGGGGGUCAAGGUUGUUCCUCGCAUUCGCGACAACCACGAUCGUAAUCACCAAUUAUCAGUGCCACUGCGAGAGGACCCAUCUACGCGAGAAGCUUGUUAACAGAUACCCAACGAUGAGAAAUAUAACUCGUUUGCCUGAAGAAAUGUCUGCUGUAUUACCACCAUUUAUUAUACCUCGUUUGAGGCAUCACCGUGUCACCGAUUGGGACCCUUAUUUUGAAAAUGCGGAAGGACAAGGAAUCAAUGGAACACAAAACGUGGCAUUGCAUUUGGGUGCUACGGCUUUCUUAGAUUGUCGCGUCGCUAUGCUUUCCGGAAGACAAGUCAUGUGGGUUCGUCGAAACGACGAAUGGAGCUCACUUCUAACUCUUGGUAAUACGACUCACAUUUCCGGUACAAGAUACAACGUCAGUUUCCAGUAUCCGAAUAACUGGAGACUAGUGAUCUCUGGUGUGCAGAGGGAAGACCAUGGCUUGUACAUCUGUCAAGUGAAUACACAUCCACCGAGGAUGCUGGUCACGAAUGUCACUGUUCUUGCUCCUGAUAUAAGAAUCGUCGAUGAGGCUAGACACGAGUUACACGAUCGUUAUUAUAAAACUGGAAGUGGAAUUGAACUUUUAUGCGUCGUAAGACCAUCUUGUCCAGACUCAAAAGUACCGCAUCCGGUAUGGAGGAAAAAUGGUGAAAAUUUGCCUGAUCGUGUAAAUGUUCAUUACAUUAAUGGGUCGAACGAGGAAGUGAUAACGAAGCUUCAUAUUGAACGAGCAAAAAAGACUGACAGUGGAGAGUAUGCCUGUUCCGUUGGACAAUUCAGCACGACCGUAGUUCACAUUCACGUUCUUAAUGGUGAAAAACAAGCGGCCGUUCAUCACGAUCAAUGGAACGCAGCGUGUACCGAUUAUUAUGAAAGAAAUGGCGAUCUUUUCAUCUUUCUAAUAACCUUUAUAAUAUUACAUACUUUGGCAAUGCAUUCAUUGUAAAUCGUGUCUUUCCUACUCGAUUCAUACUACCGUUACACACAUAUACACACACAUACAAAUACACGUGCUCACAGCAUUCAUUCUUGUAAAAGAGCUACUACGGCUUAAAACGCUGCUGUUCAUUUUCACGCAAUUUUCUUCCCUUUCACGUUUCUAAAUAACUUCGUCGUGGUAUUAGAAAACGAAGUACCUUAUCGUGACCAUGUCCUGUGAACAAUUUUUUCUCUCUCGAUCAAGCUAGUGAAUAGAUGAAUGGUUAUUAUAAACGUUCAAAUUAAUAAAUACUAUUAAGCUCUAUUAUAUAAAUG